GCUCGACCGGUGUAUGUAAAUACAGGUUCAGCUCGUGCAGUUUAUGCGGGUACAACUCGUAGUGCUGCGCCUCAAUCGAUGAGCAUGGCGGCACGUGCCACUGCUCCGAUGAUGCUGAACGGAGCUCCCUCUGCUCCACGGAUGAGGGCUACUCAUCAAGGUGAGUGCUCAUGCCGUUGUGAAAAGGACUUCUUACAACAUCAUUCGUUUAAUAUUCGUAUUAUCGGGAGAAAACGACGUAUUUUUGGUAUUCGCCGAGGUUAG
Messenger RNA from Gongylonema pulchrum, 264 nucleotides. Lineage: Eukaryota; Metazoa; Nematoda; Chromadorea; Rhabditida; Gongylonematidae. The record is from the annotation of a GenBank genome assembly.